AAUAUAAGUUACAAGAAAAACCAACAAAAUAAUGUGUUCGGGUCUGAAUUAGUUCGGGAAGCAGGCUCAACCCAAUUAUUUAUCGGAACAAAAUCACAUAACCAGAACCGAUGUAUUCAGUUCGGUCGGUCGGGUAGAACCGGGCCCAUUGACAGCCGUACGUAGAAGAGACCGAAGCAGGGAGAUACGUGUAUAACACCUAAUAAGCUAAGAAUGGAAAGAGAAGGCGGGCUCCAUGGUCGCAACUCGCAUAUCCAUAAUUUCUCAAAACUCUCUUGAACCAAAGAAAACGCAGCGACGCAGAGGGAAGCAGAUAAGGUUCCUACCAUCUCUCUCUCAUGCACUUUCCUUACUUCUAGUGUGCUGCAAUAGCUUAACUAUUAGAUCUUCCAGCCUUGUGAUCUUUGUCCUUCUGUCCAUGGUUUCGGUACUUCCGACCUGCAUUCACCUCCCCAAAUUUCCUCUCCUUUGUAAAACCAACAUCUCCAGAUCUCUCUGCCAUGGUCGAGCAUCUAUGCUUAACUCUCGGAAAUGCCGAAUUAGAUUACCAGUUAAUGUGGUCGGCACGAACUCAUUUGACUCGAAUUAUCUAGAGCAGCAGCAACAGCAACAACAACAACAACAGCCUAGAACUUUGUUUCCUGGCGGGUUUAAACGACCCGAGAUCAAGGUGCCUACGGUGGUGCUGCAAUUGAAAUCUGAUGAGGUGUUGAGGAGGGAAGGCGUUCUUGAUUCUAUUGAUGCAGCCGUCUCUAAGUGGGUUGGAAUUGUUGUGCUCAAUGACGCAGAUGGAAGUGGUGGGCGGUUGUAUGAGGCAGCGCGCUUGUUGAAGUCAGUAAUUAGAGAUCGCGCUUAUCUGCUUAUUGCCGAGCGGGUUGAUAUUGCAGCUGCUGUUAGUGCCAGCGGUGUUCUGCUCUCUGAUCAAGGUCUUCCUGCUAUUGUUGCAAGGAAUAUGAUGAUGCAAUCCAAAUCUGACUCUGUUGUUCUCCCUUUAGUUGCAAGAAAUGUACAAACUGCAAAUACUGCUUUAAGUGCUUCCAGCUUUGAAGGUGCUGAUUUUCUUAUAUAUGAUACCGGUAAAGAAAUAUAUGAUGAGGUACUGGUCAAUCCUGUAUUCCAGAAUGUCAAGAUACCUGUUUUCACCUCAUCUGCUUUGCUGGGAUGGGAACCACCAUUUACAGAAGAAGCAUCAAAAUUACUCAAAUCAGGUGGUAGUGGGUUAGUUAUUUCAUUGGAAGAUAUGAAGAUGUUUAGUGGUGAUGUUCUGAGCAAACUGUUUAAUUCUAUAAAUGUAAUCAAUAAAAGAACACAGGAUGAACCUCGGAGUUCCAAUACACCAGAAAAGGCAGACUUUACCAAGGACUUAACUGGGAAAGAAGGAUAUGCUGGCUUUUUUAAAUUGGAAGAUAGAGAGAAACAAUUCAUAGAAACAGAGAGAGUGGUUUUAAAAGAGGCAAUUGCUACCAUUCGCAAAGCUGCACCACUGAUGGAGGAGGUCUCACUUCUUGCCGAUGCAUUUUGUCAACUUGAUGAGCCAUUCUUGCUGGUUAUAGUGGGAGAAUUUAACUCUGGUAAAUCAACUGUUAUUAAUGCCCUCCUUGGAGGGAGAUACUUAAAAGAAGGAGUUGUUCCUACAACUAAUGAGAUUACUUUGUUAUGCUACUCUGAGUUGGAUUCUUAUGAGCAAGAGCGUUGUGAAAGGCGUCCUGAUGGUCAGUUUAUAUGCUAUCUACCUGCACCAAUUCUCAAGCAACAGAUGAACCUUGUUGAUACACCAGGAACUAAUGUGAUUCUCCAAAGGCAGCAGCGCCUUACUGAAGAGUUUGUGCCACGUGCAGAUUUGAUCCUUUUUGUUAUUUCUGCAGAUAGACCAUUAACGCAAAGUGAGGUUGCAUUUCUUCAUUAUAUUCAGCAGUGGAAGAAAAAAGUCGUAUUUGUGUUGAACAAAUCUGAUAUCUAUAGGACUACCAGCGAGCUUGAGGAAGCUAUUGCAUUUAUCAAAGAGAACACAGGGAAACUGCUCAAUGCAGAAAAUGUGACAUUAUAUCCUGUAUCUGCACGGUCUGCACUUGAAGCAAAACUUUUAGCUUCUGCAAGUGCUGGAAAAGAUUAUGAAGAAUUGUUAUGGGGUAAUCCUCAUUGGAGAACCAGUUGCUUUGAUGACCUUGAAAAGUUCUUAUAUAGUUUCUUGGAUGGUUCAACAAAUAAUGGAAUGGAAAGAAUGAAGCUUAAGCUUGAAACACCAAUUAGGAUUGCAGAUCGGUUACUUUCUGCUUGUGAAGUUCUUGUCAGAGAAGAUUGCAAAUCUGCCAAUCAGGAUUUAACCUUGGUUAAUGAAAUGGUUAAUAGUGUAAAACGGUAUGCCGCAAAGAUGGAAAGUGAGAGUCUGUCUUGGAGGAGACAGACUUUAUCACUGAUUAAUAAUGCAAAAGGACGAGCUUUGAAGCUUGUUGGAUCUACUCUUCAAUUGUCAAAUCUUGAUCUUGUUGCUUCCUAUGUUUUCAAAGGCGAGAAAUUGGGUUCAAUGCCGGCCACCUCAAGCAUUCAAAAUGAAAUUAUAAGCCCUGCACUUUCUGAUGCACAAAAACUACUUGGGGAGUAUUUGAUUUGGUUACAAUCAAGUAAUGUUCGUGAAGGAAGACUCUACAAGGAAUCAUUUGAGAAAAGAUGGCCGGAAUUUGUCUACCCACACAAUGAAGUGCAGUUGGAGGCUUAUGAAUUGCUAAAGAAGGGAGAGGAGCUUAGCCUAAAAGUAAUAGAGGACUUCAAUGCUAGUGCUGCAGCAAAACUUUUUGAGCAAGAAAUCCGUGAAGUGGUUUUGGGGACUUUUGGAGGACUGGGGGCUGCAGGUCUGUCUGCUUCCCUGCUAACUUCUGUGCUACCAACCACAUUGGAAGAUCUUCUUGCUCUAGGCCUUUGUUCUGCUGGCGGUUUAUUAGCAAUUUCAAAUUUCCCCACCCGUCGAAGGGAGAUGGAGGAUAAGGUGAAAAGAGCAGCAGAUAUAUUGGCACGUGAAGUCAAAGAAGCUAUGCAAAGAGAUCUCUUGAAGACCAUUGAGGAUCUUGAAAACUUUGUCAAACUCAUCAGCAAGCCUUACCAGGAUGCGGCACAAAGUAGACUAGACAAAAUAUUGGAGAUUCAAGAGGAAUUAUUGAACGUUGAGAAAAGACUGCAAACAUUACAGAUUGAAAUUCAAAACCUUCAUGUAUCUUGACGUUGUUUAGUAUUAGCCACAGAAACAGAGCAAGUUCAACUCCCCUCAUCCACCUCUCUUGUUAUGCGUGGAGACAUUCAUCCUGGUGAUGAAUGCUGAACGGAGGCAGGAUGUUGUAACGUCAUUUUAUCAAAUUCAUGUAACAUGUAUCAAAUGGAACUACCAUAUUUUGUUUGUAUUUGACUAUCCUCCUUAUGAGGAUUUACAAGUUGAUCAAGAGCCCAAUUCCUUGAUGUACUAAUAGUAUUAAAACCAAACCAACUAGCAAUGUAUUAAUAUUAUCAAUGCAAACAUGUAUUAUGAUAUAAAAUGAAGCAAAAAUUUUCCUUUUA
This is a messenger RNA of Nelumbo nucifera (sacred lotus), 3546 nucleotides long. It is a transcript of the gene FZL, whose product is annotated as FZO-like protein. Gene Ontology annotation, molecular function: GTP binding. Gene Ontology annotation, cellular component: chloroplast membrane. The record is from RefSeq and is a predicted model, not a curated record. Gene Ontology annotation, biological process: thylakoid membrane organization. Lineage: Eukaryota; Viridiplantae; Streptophyta; Magnoliopsida; Proteales; Nelumbonaceae.